AUGGUGAGAACAGUAAUAGAAAGACACAAAGACAUGACUGCGCCAUGGAAAGCAACCAUCAUAGUCAGCGCCGCACUUCAGAACCACGAUAUUAGCAGUAUGCUAACAGCACAGCAGCAUCGUAUCAGGUCCUCAGACAGCGUUGAGCACGGAGCCUUUAUUUUCCCUCUGUCAGGAAUUGCAUUUCUGUUGUUGGACACUCAGGACGUCCCCGAGCAUUUUGAGGAGUCAGGACUCACUGAGAGGAUCAACAAGUUUGUGCAAGUUCACCGCAACAGCUUUCUUCUUCUAUUUGCUCCUUUUAUUGGGAAAAAAGAGCUGAUAAUACUGUCAGAGAUUCAAUGCAGAUUCUUUGGCACUAAUCUCAGGAUUCUGCCCGUACGAAACAACCUUGAGGUUGUCAAAGGAAUGCUAACAAUCGCCAAGGCCACCAGUAAGCCCCAUGUGGACAGUAUGUGUGACCGCAUGUCUCUGGCUCAGGCUCACGUCGUUGAAAACAGUCCAGUGUGGGAGAUGCUCAGAGACAUCCAGCUCAGUUGAUGAUCAUGCAUAUGCAGCAUGUUCCCACUAAGCCCCGUAGUUCUAC
This is a messenger RNA of Solea senegalensis (Senegalese sole), 586 nucleotides long. RefSeq names its product protein SPO16 homolog. NCBI's taxonomy places the organism in Eukaryota, Metazoa, Chordata, Actinopteri, Pleuronectiformes, Soleidae. Gene Ontology annotation, cellular component: chromosome. The record is from RefSeq and is a predicted model, not a curated record. Gene Ontology annotation, biological process: synaptonemal complex assembly; reciprocal meiotic recombination. The transcript is spliced from 6 exons. The coding region runs from base 1 to 540 and encodes 179 amino acids.